This is a messenger RNA of Hyaena hyaena (striped hyena), 4212 nucleotides long. RefSeq names its product polycystin 1 like 3, transient receptor potential channel interacting (gene PKD1L3). Gene Ontology annotation, cellular component: membrane. The record is from RefSeq and is a predicted model, not a curated record. Gene Ontology annotation, molecular function: protein binding; calcium channel activity. Lineage: Eukaryota; Metazoa; Chordata; Mammalia; Carnivora; Hyaenidae. Gene Ontology annotation, biological process: detection of mechanical stimulus.
AUGUCUUCCCCCAGCAGUAGUGGCUACAAUGAUUCUGCUGCUAAAUAUACCAGUCCCAUCAACAACACAGGGACUGUUACAGCAAGAGAUCGAGAGAGCAGGAUUAGUGUCAUCAGUCCAGUUUACCGGAGCGAGAAGUCACCAGAGAGUGCAUUUCAGAGCAAAGCAGUCUGGGCUUCAAAACACCCUGACCGUCGCCUCUCCCACUCCCUUGGCACUGUAAUGGAAGCUGGUGGGAGGCCGCAAAGGUCCAAGCAUGACAUUGAGCAGGUAGAAAAUACGCUGGAAAUGGCCUUGCUGGCCCUUGGGAAUAUCCAGGAAACAUUUCUACAGCAGAACCAUUUUUGGGCUUUAGUGACUUUGACCUCUAUCAAUGCUGAGCAGGUAACAGAAGAAGAGGAGGGAGUGGUUCAUUUUUGCUAAAACAUGUCAACCUGGCCCCUGAACCUCUAUACCCUUGGGUCCCCAGCACCUGUGAGGUUAGGCUUUCCAUCGGCCUCAGCUUUGGAAGAGCUCUUCAACAGACACCCAGAUUUAAUGUUCAAGGUCACAGGUAACAGGACUAGCUUCACUCCCUUCAGGGAUUUUGCUGAAAAGGACAUUGUUGGAAGCAUUAGAGGUGUUUUGCUAAGCUCUAAUCAUCAAUUGUCCCAAGUCCAUGAUUUAGUGGAAGAUAUUGAGAUCAUGCUGCAGAGAAAUGUUAGCAUGGAAACCUAUCCCACCAGCAUCAACAAGAGCUCAGACCAUUUUAUGAUCACAGUGAGCAUCACUUCCCUGGAGAAAUCCCUGAUCGUGUGCAUAGAACCUGGAAGUCCCCUUUUAAUGACACUCUAUCUGGGGUUCCAAUGUCAGCCUACCCACACCCACAUCUACCUGGACAUCAACCUUCCAAAGACUCAGGUGUGGGAAAAAGAGGAGUAAUAUACAUGGAUGACUCCAGAGAGUCUGCAUAUCGGUACCUACUAUGCAACAGCCAUGCUGAAUAAAAGCAAGGACAGUAGCCAGCACACGCCCACCCUGCUCUCAGUGGUAACUGCAGUCACGUGUUAUUUCAGGGACAGCCACAACAGCACGUGGAAGACCACAGGGUGCCAAAGUUCCCCCAAGGUUAUGCGUUCAGAGCUGGAAUGGUUGGCCCACAGAACAGUUUUGAGGACACAGUGUCACUGUAACCACCUGAACUGCUUUGGCAGUGACUUCUUCAUUGUGUCCAGGAUGGUGAACGUUGAAGACACAAUCAGGCUGCUCCUUCAUGUGACCAGCAGCCCUGCUAGGGUGUCAUUGCUGGCCAGCCUUUUAGGAUUCUAGAUGCUUACCUCUGUGUGGGCUUGGAGGAAGGAUCAAGCAAACAUGCAGAAGGUAAAGGUCACUGUCCUGGAUGAUAAUGACCGCAGCUCUCAGUUUUACUACCUCCUGCAGGUCUCCACUGGCUGUCAAAGAAGGGCCUCCACAGCAGCUAAGCUUAAUGAGAUGAAUGUGGUUAUCGCCCUCUAUGGAUCAGAGGGCCAGAGCGAGCCCCAUCACCUUCAUGACCCUGAGAAGGCAGUCUUUGAGGGGAGGGGCCUAGACGUCUUCCCCUAGAAUUCUCCAGGGGAAUUGUGCAGCAUCCGGUUCUGGCAUGAUGAUUUGGGGGCCAACCUUUCUUGUGAGCAGGAUGAGAAGAGACACCUGUUCUCCUCCAUGAUUGUAGAAAAGCUCACCCAGGAUCAUCUGUGGUUCUCAGCUUUAGCUCGACAUCCUUGGAACCAGUUCACAAGAGUCCAGAGGCUCUCUUGCUGCAUGACCUUGCUUUUGUGUGAGAUGGUUGUCAAUGUCAUGUUCUGGAGAAGAAAUGGCACCAGUGCUGAGAGAGAUAGGCAAGUGUGUCCGUUUGCUGUGACCUGGUCCCAACUGCUCAUCAGCAUCCAAACUGCUGUCGUCCUCUUCCCAGUCAGUCUUGUAAUCCUGAUUCGGUCUCGAACCCUGCCUCUCUUUCCUUCCCGCCAGGCUUCCUGCCUCUCACAUGCUCCUUUUGAGCCUCUCUCAUCUUGGUUCUACAUUCAGGAAUUAAAGGAAACUUUGGGAUUCCUACUCAGGAGAAGUACGUAUUUACUCUCAGAGUUGGAACAAUCUUUAUGGCUUCCUUCCAACGUUAACAAGCUGGUGCAGCUUUUAUCCAGCCUCAUCUGUUCUCACUCAGAGGGUCACGGCUCUCAUUGGCAGGCAGGACCCCAUCGGGUGAAUGUGGUUCCUGAAAGCCAGCAUCAUUUAUGCCGUCACCUGCUCAGAGUUCUGCAGAGGCUUCGAUCUCCUGUAAGCGCACUGGAUCCCGCCCAGGAUGGCCAGCCUUGUGACAUCCUAGAUGCCACCAACCCCACAAAACUCCAGGAGCUCUUGGAAAUGCGUAUUUUCCCAACAGAACAGGGGCCAUCCAGGGAGGCAACCAGUUCCCCCCUCCUGAGUCCGUAAGAGGGGAAGAAGCUCAUCACUAAAGGCCUGCCCAGAUGGUUGACUUACAUCUGCUGGCCCCUUCCGGGGGUCACUAGCCUGGCUGCAGCCUUUUUUACUGCACUUCAUAGCCUAGAACUGAACAAAGACCAAGCCACUGGCUGGGUUAUUUCCAUGAUAUUAUCAGUGCUUCAAAACAUCGUCAUCAGCCAGCCACUAAAGGCGAUCUUCCUCACCUUGUCCGUCUCACUUACGCUGAACAGGAUGCCGGGGCUUACCAAAGAGAAGGAACCACAAACGAGGAGGGUCUCGGCACUCUUGGCAAAAUGUUCACCAUUUCCUGGUUCAGAUAAGAACAACCACAUCUAUACAGCUCCAGCUGUCAACAGCCCGGGUAAGUGCCCAGAAAGAACCUUGAAAGGGAAGAAACUUUACAGGCUGACAGGAGAUAUUUGGGUACAAAUCCUCUUCCUUGUCUUGUUGAUGACUGCAGUGAGGAACUCCAGGAGGCUUUGCCUCCAACAAGCCGUCCAUAAGAGCUCCCACCAUUUCUCAGAGAUCAGACUUCUUAAGCAUUUCUAUCCAUGGGCCAGUAACACCCUCCUUCCUAACCUUUAUGGGGAUUACAGAGGAUUUAUUACUGAUGUAAACUCCUUUCUUUUGGGCAAUGUUUUGCUUUGUCAGAUUCAUGUUCCUGGUGCCAUAGUUCUUCCAGCUGGAGUGUCUCCCCAUGAACAAGUGAAGCCAUCUCAGCAAGAUCAGGAGGAUACAGAGAAUAACGGAGUAAACUGGGGCUCCCCGGAUACGAACAUCACAAAUCACAUUUGGCAUUACUAGGAUCAAGAGAUACUGGGUGGCUACCCUAUCCAAGGGGAAUUUGCCAGUUACUCACGAGGAGGGUAUGUUGUGGGACUUGUAAGAAGCUCCAGUACUACAGUCAGAGUUCUGCAGCAUCUUGAACAGAGCCACUGGCUUGACCAUUGCACUACAAGCCUCUUUGUGGAAUUUGUGGUCUUCAGUGCCACUGUGGACCAGUUGUGUGCACUGACCCUGAUUUUGGAGUCCAACAACAUGGGAGCAUGCUUCACCUCUCUGAGGCUGGACACUGUAAGUUCCCUUCAGGCGUCCAAGAAGGACUUUGCCUGGUCUGUCAUCGCACAAGUCCUGUAUUAUCUCCUACUCUGUUACUAUGCCUUUGCACAAAAUCAUCAGCUGCAACCGUUGAGGUGGUGGUUCUUCACUAGGAAAAGAUACAUCCUGAACACAAGCAUAAUCCUCAUUAGCUUUGUCAUCCUGGGUCUUGACAUGAAGCUUACUUCUCUGCACAAGAAAAACAUGGCACAAUACCACUAUGACCGUAACAAGUUCAUCAGCUUCAAUGAGGCAAUAAAAGUAAACUCAGCAGUCAUUCACUUCAUGGGCUUCCUGGUUCUACUGGCAACUGUUCAGCUGUGGAGCCUGCUGCAUCAUAAUCCCAGGCUACAGGUUAGCGGUAGAACACUCAGCAAUGCGUGGGACGGGGUAGCGGGUUUCUUGCUGGUCAUCCUGAUUCUGCUGACAGGCUAUGCUAUUUUUAACCUGCUGUUUGGAUGGAGCAUCUCAGACUACCAAACUUUUUUCAGCUCAGCAGUAACUGCUUUUGGUCUCCUGAUUGGAAUCUCUCAUCACAAGGAAGUGAAAACCCCCAUCCUGGUUUUCCUGCAGGAUUACUGUGAGAGAAGGUACAUUGAUAUAUAUGGUGCUGCAGACAGUUUGCUAGGAAUCCAGCGGCGCCAGAACACAUGA